Messenger RNA from Lytechinus variegatus (green sea urchin), 1143 nucleotides. Its product is annotated as oxytocin receptor-like. Bases 1 to 1143 code for a protein of 380 amino acids. Lineage: Eukaryota; Metazoa; Echinodermata; Echinoidea; Temnopleuroida; Toxopneustidae. Gene Ontology annotation, cellular component: membrane. The transcript has a single exon. Gene Ontology annotation, biological process: neuropeptide signaling pathway. Gene Ontology annotation, molecular function: neuropeptide receptor activity. The record is from RefSeq and is a predicted model, not a curated record.
AUGAAUAAGACAGAAAUCGUCAGCCUCUCUAUAAAUGUGAUAUUAAUGCUGCUCGGACUGUCGGGAAACGCAAUCAUAAUCGCUGUGUAUGGUCGUAAGAAAGCCAAGAAAAGCACCGAUACGCUCAUUCUAUCCCAGGCCAUUCUAGACUUUACGGGUGGCAUUAUCGCACCAAUAGAUAUCAUCCGCACACUCGCUGACCCUGUCAAAAGCGAUGCCCUCUGUAAGUUUACCAUCUUUAUGCUCCGGAUCGUGGCGUAUUCGGCCCUCUACCUCACCUCCGCUAUCGCCGUUGAUCGGUGUAUACUCGUAAAGAGGCCGUUCGAUCGCCGUACCUCGCCCAAAACGGCCUUCGUUGGAGUGGUGAUUUCGGUGAUGUUCGCUGGCAUUUCGCAGUCCUACAACUUCAUUUACAUUGAUUUGGCGGACUUUGGAGUUUGUGUAAGGAAUGGCAUGCCAGCAGCCAUUGAAAUAUCUGUCUCUAUCUUGACCACUGCCUCCUUUGCAGUGACACUCGUUCUGGCAGUUGUUUGCUAUGGCUUGAUCUACGCCUCGAUUCGUUCUCAGGCUCGGGUACGUGCGGCCAUGCUGGAAUUGCCUCAGUCAACAGCUGGAAACAGUGCCUCUGUAUGCGAGAAUGCUACAAACUCCGAUUCAACCCACCACCAAAGUACAUGCAAUGGACAUGACAACGUAUUCAUUGCAGCAAAACACAAGGAUAACUUGGAAGCGUCCAUUUCUAAUAAAGACAGAAUCGCCCAUCCCGUACCCCAGGGGAACGACGAAGUAUUCACGAUAAGCAGUGGUGGGCCUAAUUUGGGCGCAACCACACCCAAGGAAAACCCUCACCAGUCACCCAAGAAGGAAAGAUUGGUGAAGCCACGAAGAGACCACAAGACAACCAAGAUGCUUCUUUUCACCACCAUCAUCAUUCUCCUGCUCUGGUUACCUUCCACUGUCCUCAACCACAUACCCGGUGACGUCCUCAUCAGGUUCCGGAGACAGUCUGCGGGGAAGAAUGCCCUCAUCUAUUCAUGCUUUGCCAUGAGAAGCAUCAAUCACGUCGUCAACAUAUUUAUCUACCUGGCCGUAAAUACGCGAUUUCGUGGGGAAUGUAAACAGCUUUUCAAAACAGUACGGUAA